Tribolium madens (black flour beetle) is the source of this 2367-nucleotide messenger RNA. RefSeq names its product insulin gene enhancer protein ISL-1 (gene tup). Gene Ontology annotation, cellular component: nucleus. The transcript is spliced from 6 exons. Lineage: Eukaryota; Metazoa; Arthropoda; Insecta; Coleoptera; Tenebrionidae. Gene Ontology annotation, biological process: axonogenesis; neuron fate specification; positive regulation of transcription by RNA polymerase II. Gene Ontology annotation, molecular function: DNA-binding transcription factor activity, RNA polymerase II-specific; cis-regulatory region sequence-specific DNA binding. The record is from RefSeq and is a predicted model, not a curated record. The coding region runs from base 165 to 1478 and encodes 437 amino acids.
UGAUCCGAAACGCUUGUUAGGAACGGCCGUGUUGAGGAACAAGUGCGAAGUUGCGGUCAACUCCGGAUGAAGCGCCGGUUGUAGACUUUCGGUUCACCCAAUUGGGUUCAAAGUUCGGCUGUGCCGUGUGCUUCUGGUGGACUGUUCUUUGACGUGUGGUUCGUAUGGUGAUGUCAGAGCAGGGCGGACUGGCCAUGCACCAGUUACCGAUGCACCACAGGGGUUUGGUGCAACCCAGCCUUGUCAUGAACCCGCAUCCCAUCAACGACUCCUGCUCUAUGGACUCGCAGAACAAAAAGCCUCGACGGCUGAGCCACUGCGUGGGUUGCGGUGGCCAAAUCCAUGACCAAUACAUCCUGAGGGUGGCACCAGAUUUGGAAUGGCAUGCAGCCUGUCUAAAAUGCCAGGAGUGUCGACAGUUCUUGGACGAAUCCUGCACGUGCUUUGUGCGAGAUGGUAAAACGUACUGCAAGAGAGACUAUGUGAGGUUGUUUGGGGCGAAAUGUGACAGGUGCGGGUCGUCGUUUAGCAAAGAUGAUUUUGUGAUGCGGGCAAAAAGCAAGAUUUAUCACAUAAAGUGCUUCAAGUGUUGUGCUUGUUCACGACCGUUAGUACCUGGAGAUGAGUUCGCGUUAAGAGACGGUGGAAAUUUGUACUGCAAAGAGGACCACGACCACAUGGAGAAGACCACCAUACCGACGACGCCGCAUCUGCCCUCAACAGAAAGUAAUAAUAACACCAGCUUGAGCAACAACAAUCACAACAGCAAUUCCACGGAACUCGGAUGCAUGUCGGAUUCCGGCUCGGAGAGUGGGUCGCACAAGGGCGGCGGCGGCGGGAUUCGGAAGGGCUCUGGGGGCGGCGGCGGGGGCAGCGAUGGCAAACCGACGCGAGUGCGCACUGUUCUCAACGAAAAACAGUUGCACACAUUGAGGACUUGCUAUGCAGCCAAUCCUCGGCCAGAUGCCUUGAUGAAGGAGCAGCUGGUCGAAAUGACGGGACUUUCGCCGAGAGUCAUCAGGGUUUGGUUCCAGAACAAGAGGUGCAAGGAUAAAAAAAAGACCCUGCUUAUGAAACAGCAGAUGCAACAGGAAAAGUAUUACGUGCAGGAUGGCCGUAAAUUGGGUUACGGUGCCAUGCAAGGCAUCCCGAUGGUAGCAUCAUCACCUGUACGACACGACUCACCUAUCGGCGUCCAUCCCCUUGAAGUACAAGCUUACCAACCACCGUGGAAAGCCCUAUCAGAUUUCGCCCUUCAUGCAGACCUUGAGCAACCCCAUCAGCCGGCCUUCCAGCAGCUCGUCAACCAGAUGCACGGCUACGACUUGCCGCCCCCAUCGAUGGGUCCCGCGACAGGCCCGCCGCCCGGAAUGCUGCCCUCAUCAGCGCCGCCGUCUGACGUCAUGACGCAUCCCGACAGCACCGAUAGUUACGUUACCUACCUCGAAAGCGACGAGAGCCUUCCCGCCAGUCCCUAACACCCCCACAACUAGCCGUCGCCGCUUCCGCCCCUAAACACUCUAACACCCCUACUCACCUCUUUUCUCCUCUACCACCACCAAGGACUGAUUCGGCGGCUGUGCAGACCACCGUAACCAUGGCUACAAGGGCCGAAUUUCAGUAAAGGAAUGAAUAAACGAACAAUCACUUUGUUUUAUUUUUCGUCGUUGACUUGUUGAUCAGAAGUGGCUAACAAGGAAAACGAAUCUCAACUCAGAUGUCAUAACUUGCUAAAAUCAAAAUUUUAACACAUAUCGCCACUUUUUUGUUGUUUUUAAUCUAAAAUCAAGACUUUUGUUGUCCAGUUCUCACUAGAUCGGUAUUUCUUGUUUUAUGCACAGAUGAAGAAAAAAUUAUACAUCAGUUUCUAAGUAAACUCUUGCUGCGCUCGUUUAAAAUAAUGCCCAAUGUUGUUAUUUUAGCAUCACUGGUUGCACCAGAGCAAUAAUUCAAAUCAGAGUUUUAAUGGAGGGUUGCAAGAAUCUUGCUUUUAGACUAAUGAGUAUACUUUUUUCUCUGGCUUUACAAAGACCUUCUUGUUUUUAUCAUAUAAUUAAAUGUUUUGUUGAUGUUGUUAUUGUCGGGGUAUGCGUGAAGCAUUUUUUUACUAACACACUGUACCAUAUUGUAAAAUUAUAUUAUCUAAUGUAACAUUUGAUUGUACAAUUUGUUAUGGAAAAAAUCUAACUUUGUCGCUAAUUUGUAGGUGUUAUUAAUUUUAGAUUUACUACUGUGCAUUCGAAUGUAUGAUAUUUUUACAGAGCUCUGUAUCACAUAAUUUAUUGCAAUGAAUUUAUAAAAAAAUGUAUUUGAUAAGAAAUAAAACAGCAAGUUAUAUGUAAAUAAUGUUACAUUAAAAAAUUAAUU